AUGGUGUCUUCGAAGGGACUGUGGAAAGAGAGGCCUUCAGCCCACACCUCUGAAUGCUUUUCCACCACAGCAUGCCCUGUGGCCUUUAUCCUGCUGGUGUGGAACAGUCAGACCCCUGCAGGGCUGCAGAGCCUCUGUACUGGGCGGCAUCCCAGCCUGAGUGCCAGAGCUCAGAGGGCAGGCCCCCGAGCAAGCAGAGAGGAGGGCACCUUUUGGACAGAACGUGUGGGACAAGAGCGAUGGCUCAUCCGUUCAGGUUCCUCACAAAAUGAGAGUCAGGAAGAUCAGGGCACCGGCCUGAUUUCCCAGGCAGGGCUGAAAGCAGACAACCGGAGGAAGAGCAGCCCCUGGGCCAGUGAGGUAGAAGACAGAAGACCACAGUGUACUCCUGCCCUCAACCUCACCCCCUCCCACCCACAUCCUCCACACUCCCUGACCACCUUCCUCAGAAGUGUAAUAGGAAUCCAGGUUCCCCCUGGCCUGGUUGCUGCAGUAGGCACAGUAGCCUGAUGGAGCCUGAGGCAGGUGUGGGAAGAUGUGGAUUGUCUAACUGGAGGUUGGGAGUCCAAGGUGUAGAAGCAGCUUGGAGUGCAGGAUUUGGUGGUAUGUGUGUGGCAGUAGGCAAAAGAAAGAGACAACUGGCCGGGCGCGGUGGCUCACGCCUGUAAUGCCAACACUUUGGGAGACCGAGGCGGGCAGAUCACGAGGUCAGAUGAAGACCACGGUAAAACCCCGUCUCUACUAAAAAUACAAAAAAUUAGCCGGGCGUGAUGGCGGGUGCCUGUAGUCCCAGCUACUGGGGAGGCAGAGGCAGGAGAAUGGCGUGAACCCAGGAGGCGGAGCUUGCAGUGAUCUGAGAUCGCGCCACUGCACUCCAGCCACUGCACUCCAGCCUGGGUGACAGAGCAAGACUCUGACUCAAAAAAAAAAAAAAAAAAGAAAAGAAAAGAAAAGAAAAGAAAAGAAAGAGACAACUGAGCCUCUUGAAAUACCAUGAGAAUUCAAAUUUAGAAAAUUCCCGGGGAACUAUGCAUGCAGGCACUCAACAGAUCCACAAAACAGCUGCUGCA
Gorilla gorilla gorilla (western lowland gorilla) is the source of this 1070-nucleotide messenger RNA. RefSeq names its product FAM231A/C-like protein. The coding region runs from base 1 to 510 and encodes 169 amino acids. The transcript has a single exon. Lineage: Eukaryota; Metazoa; Chordata; Mammalia; Primates; Hominidae. The record is from RefSeq and is a predicted model, not a curated record.